Molecule: messenger RNA, 1744 nt
Organism: Parasteatoda tepidariorum (common house spider)
Lineage: Eukaryota; Metazoa; Arthropoda; Arachnida; Araneae; Theridiidae
Molecular function (GO): protein binding
Source: RefSeq, a predicted model, not a curated record
AGCUGCCGCCUUGGAGUAGAAAAGUUGAAAAGUACGCAUAACGCUCCGCAUUUGUUUCCUCCCUUCGCAUUUCUAAUGUAUCCUUCAUUUCAAAUCUAUUAUUAGUAGCUGCAUCUAAACUUCGCUGUUUUGUAUCUCAACAGACUUGUCAAGAUGAAUGAAAAGUUUUCCAAACGAUAUGAAGGUGAAUGGAAAAUAUCAACACCUGCUCAUCCCUCUGUAUUCCAGAACAUUGUUACCCCAACUUUUUCGCCUCUGCCUGAUGAUAGUAUAAAAUUUCAUUUUGAAGCUUUUUAUCAACAAAUCAGCAGUUCUUCUUUGGGGGGAUCUAUUUUAUCUUUGUUCAAAUUGAAACUAGUAAAACUUAGUAAUGCUCCUAUAUCUCCAUCGUUAGAAGCAACUGUUAAUGUAAUAGUUAAUUACACCAAUGGAUGUCGUUUCACAGAAUAUAAUAGCAGUUCUUUUUUAAACGUUGAUGUACUGACUUUCAAUGAUGUAAUUCGGGUCAUUCAGACAAUCAAUUAUCCGAACCUGCCAAAGAUUUCUCCUCAUGGCGAGAAUAUGAAAAGCGGUGCUUUGGUUAUAAAGUGCAUAAUGCUUUUUAGUGAUUGCCAUCAAUCGCCACAUUUGGUCUUCGGUGCCAUAGUGUUGACUUCAGACAAACAUCUUGAUUUUUUUAAAAACUUACAAUCGAUGUACGAUCUCAGUAUGUUUAGCGAUUUUGUUUUCAAAGUGGGCGAUCAAUCCUUCCCAGCUCACAAAAUAAUCCUCUCUGCUCAUUCUCCAGUGUUCAAGAAUAUGAUGACCCACGAGUUCGAAGAAUCCAAGACCAACAGCGUGACCAUUACGGACGCCUCGCCUGAAAUAUUUGAUUUAUUCCUGAGGUAUUUGUAUUCAGGUGAGAUUGAAGUCAAGUGUUGGGAUUCAUUAAAAGCACUUAUCUACUUGUCCCAUAAAUAUGAUAUUGGAAUUUUGAAAACUAAAUGCGCAGAAGCGGCAAUUUCUAUUUUAUCUGUAGACUCUGCAUGUGAUAUACUUGAAACUGCUUAUACCUAUUCCGAUUCACACUUAAAAACAACCGCUAAACAAUUUGCUGUUCAACACUUGAAGGAAAUAGUUUUGAGAGAAGAUUGGAAGGAACUUGUGACAAAUCAUCCGUUGAUUGGAUAUGAAGUAACCUUAGAUUUUGUUUCAAAAUAAACUUUAUAUUCAAAAUAUUAUUUUAUAAAAGUUAUUAUUUCAUGUAUGUUUUAAUUUUAUAUUUUAGAGAAGUGAUUACUAAAUUGAAAAGUAUCUUUACACCUAACUGUUCUAUGAUUGCAAAUCAAAUUUUAUGUUUUUAAAGUUUUAAUUGUUUAAAUUUAUGAAAUAACAUAAAAAUGUGUUGAUUGGACACGUAAUUAUCUUCAGUUCUAUCUGUGUUUUUUUUUUUUUUUUUUAUCAAAUUACGUAACGGAAAUUGAAAUGUGUUAUUAUUUUAGCUUGUUGUAGAGAAAUAAAUACAAGAUUGUAAAGUAUAUUUAAUACGUAACUUCUCCUUGAUUGUGAAUAAGAGUUGGGUGUUUUAAAAUUUAUCGUUCUAUUUCAUAAAAUUUUGUUCAAUAAAUAUGAAGUAAUUUUUCAUUAUUUAGAGAAUUAUUAUAGAAACAGAAGUAGAAAUGUGUUCAAGUUGAAUUUUGAUAUUUUAAAAACAUAUUGUAAUAGUAAAAAUGAACAAUAAACUGCAAAGUUGAAUAACGUGAAA